CCUCCUCUUGCUUGUCCUCCACGCCCUUUGACCCCGGAAGUAGGUGGGGACGGGCAGGGCGACGUUGAUGGUGGGAUAAACAUGGCGUCGUGCGGCAUCGGCGGAGGCGGCUCUUGCUUGCCUCCCUCGGCGACGGCGGCGCUGGUCUUGCUGUCGGCUCUGCUGCUGGGAGGCCCCGUGCGGGCCCGAGUCCAUCACCUCGUCCUCAAGGAGGAUGUGCGGCAGAAUGUCCACCUUAACACCUUUGGCUUCUUCAAGGAUGGCUUCAUGAAGGUCAACGUCAGCAACCUCUCAGUUAAGAAGCCUGCCGGCAUGAUAAAAGGCUUCCAGGUGGGAUUCAGUUUAGACCGAACGCAGAAUGAUGGAUUCUCCACUUACCUGGAUGAAGAAGUGAACCACUGCUUUUUCAAUGAAAUACCAGGGCACAAAGUCUCUGUCACCGUCCUCCUCCUGGACUUCACAAAGAACAUUGUGAAAGUCAAGCCCAAUGUCAACCCUCCCCGGUUGCCCGAAAUCGUAUUUGGCAACCCCGAAACAGAGAGCAAGCAGAACUCAGAUCCUAAGCAGCAGCCGUCCAAACAGAAUGUGACUGAAUCCCAGGUGCCGGCUGCCAGAACAUACCACAUCCAAAGUAAAAAUGAUAGCCUUUCAUUCCAGUUCUUCUUGAACAUCAGCUCAGAGGAGGAGGAAGGCCUUUACAGCCUGUAUUUCCACAAAUGUGUCGUGGAUGUGCAGAACGAGCUGCUCCCCUUCAGUCUUGAUAUAGAUAUUACGGAGAAGAAUCCGAACAGCUACCUCUCGGCUGGAGAAAUCCCUCUCCCCAAGCUCUACAUUUAUAUGGCUCUCUUCUUCUUCAUCUCCGGAACGGUCUGGAUCCGCACCCUUCGGAAACGCAGGGCUGAUGUGUUCAAGAUCCACUGGCUGAUGGCUGCUCUUCCUUUCACCAAGUCCCUUUCGUUAGUCUUCCACGCGAUCGACUACCAUUACAUCUCCUCUCAGGGCUUCCCCAUCGAAGGCUGGGCUGUGGUCUACUACAUCACUCACCUGUUGAAGGGUGCCCUUCUUUUCAUCACAAUUGCUCUUAUUGGCACGGGUUGGGCGUUCAUUAAGCACAUCCUUUCCGAUAAGGACAAGAAGAUCUUUGUGAUCGUGAUCCCUCUUCAGGUCUUGGCAAAUGUGGCCUUCAUCAUCAUUGAGUCGACAGAAGAAGGUACGACGGAAUAUGGCCUGUGGAAAGAGAUCCUUUUCCUGGUCGACCUGCUUUGCUGUGGGGCCAUCCUGUUCCCAGUGGUAUGGUCGAUAAGACAUUUGCAGGAGGCUUCUGCGACAGAUGGGAAAGCUGCCAUUAACCUAGCAAAGCUGAAGCUGUUCAGACAUUACUAUGUCAUGAUCGUGUGCUAUAUUUACUUCACACGGAUCAUUGCCAUCCUCAUCAAGAUCGCUGUUCCGUUCCAGUUGAAGUGGCUUUACCAGCUGAUGGAUGAAAUGGCCACCUUGGUGUUCUUUGUCCUCACUGGGUACAAGUUCCGACCGGCCUCUGACAACCCCUACUUACAGCUCUCUCAGGAGGAUGACGACAGCUUGGAUAUGGAAUCUGUGGUGACGACCUCGGGCGUCACAGAGGGCAUGAAGAAGGUCAAGAAGGUGGUAAAUGGUUCGGCGGAGCUCCGAGGCGAACGAGAGAGCUCUGCGUGACGGGAGGCUGUCCUUUCUCCCCUCACCCCCCACCCCACCCCUGAGGACAAGGCAGCGCUUUCAGAUAAACUCUAAUUUAUUGAUCCUUUCCUUCCUUUGCCGGAAGGGGAGCAAGCUGAGCUUCCUGAAAUGGGAACUGCGGAGUUACAGGGCAGGGGCUGGGGGACGAAAAUACGGCGUGCAAAAAAAAAUGGAGCGCGCAUGAGAAAAUCAAAACCCUUCUUACUCUUCUGUCGUAAGGAUUUGGGGCUCUUCUGGUGCCUGCAAGGAAAUGCUUUUUUUUUUUGCAGGGGGGGAGGGGGUAUGGUGGUGGCAUAAAUAUAUAUAUAUAUCUUUUUUAAUCUUCUGACUUCUUUUUUUUAAAUUCCCCCUUCCUUUGGAAACUUGACUCGGAGGGGGAACCCCUCCUACCCCCCUGUUUUUCGCACUUGGGCUCCUUAAGACAUGGCUUCCAAAUGUGAAAAAAAAAGCAACAAGAGUUUGUGUAUGUAAAACUAUAUGUGUAUAUCUUAUCUAUAUUUUAUAUGAUGCCUUCUGACACACAGAAACCUGCUGUGUAACCCCCCCCCCGCGUGCCGGAAGAUUUAACAAUAUGGUGUGGACGGAGUGUGGAGAUCUUUUUUGGGGGGUGGUCAGGCAUCUUUUCCUCCUGCACCCACUUUCCUUUGGACUGGGAGCAAAGAGGAAUUCUGCUCCCAGAUAGGAAUGGAAAGGGUUUUUUUUGAGACCAAGGGUCUACCAGACAGGAAGAGAUGUAGUAGUCUUCCCUACCCCCUCCUCCUGUUAACGUGGACCAAAACCGUGGUCCCGUUUUAACUCUGGGCAUUGCUUGAAGGGUUUCUGAAUGUGUGCAAUGGUUUGGGGAUCAACGUUGAGUUAUUUUUCCUUCCCCUCCCCCUUGGCUGAAAAGUGGUGAGGUCAUGUUUCUACUCUUCCCACCCCCUCCAAAAAAAACCCACAUUCAAAUAAAGCACCGUUUCUCAAGAGAAGUCCAUAAGUAUCUGCUCCCGGCGUUUCCUAGCUGGUGGAUCAGUGAAGCUUUUGCAUUCCUGGCUUCUGCAGUAUCUUGGGGUGCUUUCAGAAAGAAGCCCUGCGGUUGGUCUCUCAUGUGUGAAACGGGGUGUUCAUGAAGCAGUACAGCCUCUUCCUGUUGAGAAAACAACCCUCAAGCUGUGACUCCUAACUGUAGGAUGCAACGAGGCCUAGGGCCCACCACAGAAAUUCUGUCUGUCCGCACUUCAUGGAGACCACAUUAACUCCCCCCCACGAAAACACCCCCUUCUCUCCCACCCUCCCUGGAUGCCUCGUUUGAGGACAGCGUGUAGGAUUUGAGUUGCAAAGGAAGUGCCAGCCAGUGCGCUGGCAAGGCGAAGGAGCAAAAAAAGGGAGCAUGUCCACCUGUGAGCAGGAACGGACCCCUCGGAAAGAAAUGCUAAUUGAAAAGGGAAGCUGGAGCCUUCCUUUUGGAAGCGUGGGGCAGCUUCUUGCGGAGAAGGAUCCACACAGGCGUGGGGGCAUCUGAUGACCCGUUGUGGGAUCCGGAGGUCCCUCAUCCUGCGGGGCUUUCUUCUUAAGCAUGCGCGAGGCUUCUUCAAUGGCAGGCAGGCAAACCCAGGAGCAUCAGUACGUGUCUUCCCCCCCCCCCGCUUCAGGGAUUGCUGCUUAUCCAGAGGUGCCCCCCUCCCCAAAAUGCACCCAGUUAACUUCUCCAGUCUUCAAGGAGACGUGUCGGAAACUUUCCGAAAGAAAGGCAAAUUCCCUCUUCCUUCUUAGAGCAGCCUUAUGUUGCAGGCAAAACCCUCACUGCCUGCUGUCGGCCUCCGGGGCCAGUGGGGUGCCCCC
Molecule: messenger RNA, 3537 nt
Organism: Rhineura floridana
Lineage: Eukaryota; Metazoa; Chordata; Lepidosauria; Squamata; Rhineuridae
Gene: GPR107
Product: G protein-coupled receptor 107
Exons: 18
Coding region: 82-1695 (537 amino acids)
Biological process (GO): clathrin-dependent endocytosis
Cellular component (GO): Golgi apparatus; clathrin-coated vesicle; membrane
Molecular function (GO): clathrin heavy chain binding
Source: RefSeq, a predicted model, not a curated record